Messenger RNA from Leptomonas pyrrhocoris, 2991 nucleotides. RefSeq lists its product as hypothetical. Bases 247 to 2991 code for a protein of 914 amino acids. Lineage: Eukaryota; Euglenozoa; Kinetoplastea; Trypanosomatida; Trypanosomatidae. The transcript has a single exon. Gene Ontology annotation, molecular function: protein binding. The record is from RefSeq and is a predicted model, not a curated record.
AGCACCUCUCCUUAGAGUAGAGCGAAAAGAGGAAGGAAGGAAGGAAGGUGCUCUACAUUAAAGUACUUUGGCGCCUCCUUCGACUCCCAUCCAUCGACUCGCAAAUAGCAAGUCUCGACUCCUCCGAGGGCUGAUGCAAGCCACGCGGGUUAUUCUUCUUAAUGUUUUUCUUCUUGGCUGCCCACCGCUCUGCUCGCCAAGGGCAAUUGUCACUUAUUAUUUUUAAAAGGAACUGCCAAUUCAUGCAUGCGCUCUACUUCCGCUGCCGUAGCUCCCGCAACGCCCUCCCCUCGUCACGUUCUCUCCCCUGCGGCGGUGCGUCUUCUCCGUGAUCUUCACGUUCCCCUGCCCGUACAGCACACGGAGUCAGCCGCACCACUGCCGACAGACGCCCUACCCCUGCUGGAUCUCGUCCUCCACCUUAACGACAUCUACGCCCUGUCAUUUUGGGUUCUGCGCUCCUGUGUCGCAGAACUGGACCGCAUUGCUAAAGAGAGCGGUGAUGACCCGUGCCCUUCAUCGUCUUCAUCCUCUCUAUCAUUGAAUGUUCGUGCGGGAGAGCUCCUCGCGUGCUGUGAGACCAUUCAACUGGCACGCGACACGCUGGACCGCCGGUUGGGUCGCCUUGUGCUUGCGCCGGUCCUGUUGUCCUGCCUGCUCUUCUACGUGGACGCAACAGCCUACGACACGGCGGCACUGAAGCGGGAUGUCGCGGCGCUCUUGGCUCCGGGUGGUGGCCCCGCGCGGUAUUGCGUGGACGAAGAGGAGGAAGUCAGCACAAGCCCCGGUUGUGCAUCCGAAGAACGACCUUCCGGAGAGGACAGCAGCUGCUGCAGCAACGACGAGACAGACCCUGUUCGCGUUACCGAUCAAGAGAGCCGAGCCACGGGUCAUCCUACCGUUUCCGCAGUCCCCGCACGCAGGCGAUGGCAACGUGAGCGGGCUCGUGUGGCAUCGAUGCCGCCUCCGCAGUCAGACGUUGCGGUGUUGUUGGUGAACAUCGCGAAGGCACUGCAGGAGAACGCCAGCGCAAAUGCGGCUGCCGCAACAUCCGCGAAGACCACCAGCGCGUCGUUAUUGCAGAGCUUUGUGGACAGCAUCGCCGUGCCCUCCCACACGGACACACCUCCUCGACGCUUCUAUUCGCUUCCGUGGCUGCUGCCGUUCAUUUCGGCAAACACAUCGACAGGACAUGAUGGCCGUGACUCGAUGCUGCACCAUCCCCGUGUUGUCGCUGCGCUGCUGCGGCGUGGACAAGGCUGUUUAACGAGGCCCUCCACUCCUUCUCCCAGUACCGCAACCGUACUCCGCGGUCGCCUGUGUGGUCUGCACCCCUCCCACUCCGUGAGAGGUAGUGGUCCAUCUCUACCGUCCACACCGCCCAUGCAUCAUGUGGGGAGUACCAGCCACAACAACAGCAGCGCUCGACGACCCCCAUUCCUGCCGUGUCGCAACGAAGUGACGUAUGCGGAGUACUGCGAAGGUUUGCGGCGGCGGCACGGGAGCACUCGUUACGCUGUCGCAGAGGAACCAGAUGGUGUCGUCGUGCGCUCUUCGGACGGUCCGCCUUCCCAGAUGGAGUCCCACCACGCUGCCGGUGGGGUAGGUGCCGCCCUCCAGCGCAGUAGACGCAUGCUUGCUGAAGCCUCACCUUCCUCCUCGCUGGCUCGCAGUCGGCUGCUGGUACAUCAACACACCAGUCGCUCUCUUCGGUCGGCAUUUCCUUUCUUGUCCCCCUCUCCUCCUCCUCCCCCAGUGAGGGAGAAGAAGGGAGCUCGCGGAGGAAGCCAGCCAGGCAAGGACUCGCAAGGCGCCGGAUGCACUCAACAUACAACGACAUCAGAGGCCUCUUGGACGGAGAGGAAGCGAGGUCGGCCUGUCUCACACUGGAGUGAUGGGCACUCCCAAUGCGCCUGCGUGGCACCCCCACUCAGAGUUCAUAAAUCAGCGUCAAUGGAUAAGACAGUUGUUGGGGAACCCUCUUCGUCAUCGCAGCCCCCAACAUCGCCGUUGCCGCCGCGAUCCCGCCUCCACCACCUCCCUACGGAGCUUCAGUGCCUCUGUUUGGAGUACGUGUCUCCGCGCUACAUGCGCACCGUCAGCGCCGUCUGCGUCACGUGGUAUUACCUCAUUCGACGCCCUCCGCGGUGCUCCUCGUACCUUUCGCGUGCUUUUCAGGUCAGCACAGCUGUCACCCGUGCCUACGCACAGUUUUUUCAGCAGCAGUGGGGAGAGCAAUCGCUUCCGGUGACGCUGCUGACUUCCCUGCAUCGCCUUCGUUUUGUUCUGCUCGCCGACAGCUCGUCCGCAGCGUUGGUGCAGGUUCACUGGACGCGCGUGCGAAUGGACCCUGACGUCUGCGCCUACGUCCGGCAGCGGUUUCUGCUCUCCCCGCUGCGCCAUCUCGCAGAAGAAAUUCAAGAGAACACGGAUGACGCCUUGCGAGCUUUUCGCAGCGGUGUAAAUCGUGCGGUGCCUUCUUCGUCGUCUGCCUGCGCCACUGCAUUCCAGGCGGGAGUGUGGCAGAAGGCGAAACGGAAGCCGUUGUCCGCGGUACAAUACAUCUUUUACGUUCUGUGUUUGAUUCCCACGACGCCUUCUCCGCAGCAAUCAGCAUCACCCCAGACGGUCGAAACCACUCGCGUGCGCGCCGCUCUGCGCCGUCUUUUGUAUGCGUGGGCGGUGGGAAUGAAAAGGAAUGAGCCGUGGAGUGCAACAGCGGCGGCGGUACUGCCUGCGUCUUCGUCUUCUGUUGCCGAUCCGCGUGUUUCCUCGCGUCUGGCCAUCGAGGCUACACGACAGCAGAAGCUGAUAUGGUGGCUGCUGACGAACCCGAUCGCGCAAAGUUCAUCACGGACCGAACUGCCUUCCACAGAGGUGGGCGCCGACAACGAAGAGGAUUUCCUGAUGCAGCUGUGGCUAAACUGGCCUUCGGUACAGGAGGUCUACAAGUACGGUGAAGCAUACGUUGGUCGUGGCGUUGGGAUGUGA